AUGUAAUAAUAAUAAAUAUUACCUCCAUAUACAUUGACAUUAAAAGAAUUACUAAAUAGACCUAAUUUAGUAGUUGUAUCUGAGGAAGGAAUGAGAUUUAGAACUGAAAUUCGUGAAGAUACUAGAAGUGCAUCACCAAUUCCCAAGAAAAGUAGUAAUAAGACACUUAGAAUUGACAAAUAGAUAACAAGUGGAGCUUUAAAGAUAGGAAAUUCAUCAUUUUAUUUAGGAAGGUAAGAAGUAAAGUGCUUAAUUGAGACAAAAAGAUCCUUUAUUAAAUAGUAGUCAUUAAAAGACCUAAAUCUAGAAGCCUUAUGAUUAGAAAUUAAUGGAGAAAUUAAGUAGUAAAAUUUUAAGAGCUGAAACUCCAAUUUAGACAAUUUCCAAUAGAUUAUAAGAAUUAUAUAAUGAAAUUGAUAAAAAUAAUAAAAAAAUAACGAGAUUUGAAGAAACAAUUGAUUAAAGCAAUAAAGAGGCUACAUUAGCUGUAAUAGAAUCAAAAUUAGGGAAAUUACAUGAAAAUUAUUAAAUUGAAUUAAAAAGAAGAGAAUGGACUCAAAAAGUAUGAUAUUUUAAAUCAAAUUAUGAGCAUAUUUAAGAAGUAUUGAGAUAGUAGAAAUUAUACAAUUAAAGAUAGAAUGAAUUGUAUGAUAGUAAUUUUGAGAGACCUCGUAAUAAAGAAAUUGAAGAAUAAUAUUAUAAGGAUCCAAAAUAUUUAUUGAGAAAACAAAUUAGAUUGCGUGAUUAUUAGAAAUAUAAAUAUGAAGUAGAGUAUAUUUUGAAAUGAAUAGAAAUAUUGGAAAUUGUAGCCAAUAAUUGGAAAACUUUAGUCCUGAG
Paramecium pentaurelia is the source of this 837-nucleotide messenger RNA. The record is from the annotation of a GenBank genome assembly. Lineage: Eukaryota; Ciliophora; Oligohymenophorea; Peniculida; Parameciidae.